ACCAAUGUUUGAUUACAAUGCAUGAUAAGAGAUUCCAUUAUCAAUCGUACACUUAGACCUUUCAAUAGUGUAUCUUUCAUUCAUUCAAGACAAUUCGCAUCAAAAUAAGAGAUGAAAUCCGCAAUUUUUUUCCUGUUAUUGUGUAUUUUUUCUGUGAAUUGUUUCAAGAACUUGGUGGGAACUGAACUUGAAAAGUGUCUCAGGUGCAUCUGUUAUGCUACAACAUUCUGUAAUCACUUACCGAACUGUGUGAAGGCUCACAUCACUAAGCAAUACUGGGAAGAAGCUGGUUCUCCAACACUUGAUUAUGAGAAACCGUCUGCAGAAAGUUACCGAAAGUGUAUGGCAAAUACUAACUGUGUUUUGAACACUAUGGAUAGUUAUACCACAGGUAGAGGUGCUCAAAGAGAUACCAAUUGUGAUGGUAAAUUUGACUGUAAGGAUAGACUUGCCAUACAUUUCAACGGAUUGACAGACAACUAUACUCUCGAAAAUUACCAAGUUAUCCGAUUUGAUAACUGUGCUGUUGAAAAAAAAGUACCUGUAGAUGAAGGUUUCUCAGGCUGUAAUAUAAAAGCCAUAAAUGCUGUAUUUUUCUAAGUGAAUGUUCAUCAGGUAUUAAUAAAAUAAUUAAAUUAUUUCAAUUUAA
Messenger RNA from Harmonia axyridis, 649 nucleotides. RefSeq lists its product as uncharacterized. The record is from RefSeq and is a predicted model, not a curated record. Bases 112 to 600 code for a protein of 162 amino acids. Gene Ontology annotation, molecular function: lysozyme activity. The transcript is spliced from 3 exons. Lineage: Eukaryota; Metazoa; Arthropoda; Insecta; Coleoptera; Coccinellidae.